Molecule: messenger RNA, 657 nt
Organism: Paramecium octaurelia
Lineage: Eukaryota; Ciliophora; Oligohymenophorea; Peniculida; Parameciidae
Source: the annotation of a GenBank genome assembly
AUGAAUUAACAUUAAAUUAGUGAUGAAGGAGUAGCAGAAUAAUUGGUAGAAUUAUGUGAUCAAAUAAAUGAGGGCAUCUGGAGUGAUGAAUGCGAGAUUUUAGAGAUGUUUAAAGACAUAUUUGAAAAACUGAAUGAGAAAGAUCAAAAGGCUGCUCUUAUCUACAUUAAAGCUAAUUAAUAAACCUUUAUCUAUGUAAAGAAACUCGAAUUGGAAUAUUUAACUACAGAAGAUAUUUCAACUGAAAUCCAGGAAGUUAUCGAUUAUAAAAAGAUUUACUAAUAACUAAUUCAACAAACAGACUGGUAAUAGUUAAUAAAUCUCUUAAAAUAAAAAGAGUUUUGUGAUUAAAACAAUAUCAACCCAAUAAUUAUAAAUAAUUUUGAAAUUAUAUAAAAACUUAAAGAAAAAGUUGUCGACCUUUUGAAUCUCAAUCGUUUAUCAAAGAUUACAGAAUGGGGAUAUCCUUAUAAAGAUAUAUUUAAAAUUUUAUUAGGGUUUAUAGACAAGAAUAAUGAUCUUGAUGAAUCAGAAGCAAAAAAAUUAGAAAUGACUAUAGGUGCUUUAUUAGAAGAAUAAGUUUUGUAAUUUUUAGAGUACGAAAAUAAUUUAUUGNAAAUACAAAUUAGAAUUUUCAUUAUAAGUGAAAGAAUGUGA